GCGGGACGGAACGAAGCCCUGGGGUCCAAGCUCCAGCGCCCAAGCUCCAGCCCCAGCCCGCCCGCCUCCGGGACAGCAACUCCCCGCCUAGUCCCAGGCUGCAGCGCGGGCUGGUCCAGCCUCCGCUCCGGUGCCCGUGCUGUGACCUGCAUCCCGGGAGUCCGGCUCCAGCUGCGGCUACGCGGCAGGUGCCGCCUCCUCUUGUGGUCGUGGUCACCAUGUUCUCCUGCGUAAAAGCCUAUGAGGACCAGAACUACUCAGCACUGAAGCGGGCCUGUCUGCGCAGGAAGGUGCUCUUUGAGGACCCCCACUUCCCGGCCACUGACGACUCACUCUACUAUAAGAGUACCCUAGGGCCCGCAGUCAGGUGGAAGCGGCCUAAGGAUAUCUGCGAUGAUCCCCGCCUCUUUGUAGAUGGCAUCAGCUCCCAUGACCUGCACCAGGGCCAGGUGGGCAACUGCUGGUUUGUGGCUGCCUGCUCGUCACUGGCCUCCCGAGAGUCCCUCUGGCAAAAGGUCAUCCCAGACUGGAAGGAGCAGGAAUGGGACCCCGAGAAGCCUGAUGCCUAUGCCGGCAUCUUCCAUUUCCACUUCUGGCGCUUCGGGGAGUGGGUGGACGUGGUCAUCGAUGACAGGCUGCCCACAGUCAACAACCAGCUCAUUUACUGCCACUCCAACUCCAGAAAUGAGUUCUGGUGUGCCCUGGUGGAGAAGGCCUAUGCCAAGCUGGCAGGCUGUUACCAGGCCCUGGACGGCGGCAACACGGCAGAUGCAUUAGUAGAUUUCACGGGCGGUGUUUCCGAACCCAUCGACCUGACCGAGGGGGACUUUGCCAACGACGAGGCCAAGAGGAAUCAGCUCUUUGAACGGGUGUUGAAGGUGCACAGCAGAGGCGGCCUCAUCAGUGCCUCCAUCAAGGCUGUGACAGCAGCUGACAUGGAAGCCCGCCUGGCAUGUGGCCUGGUGAAGGGCCACGCGUAUGCCGUCACCGAUGUACGCAAGGUGCGCCUGGGCCAUGGCCUGCUGGCCUUCUUCAAGUCAGAGAAGCUGGAUAUGAUCCGCCUGAGGAACCCCUGGGGCGAGCGGGAGUGGAAUGGUCCCUGGAGCGACACCUCGGAGGAAUGGAAGAAAGUGAGCAAGGGUGAGCGGGAGAAGAUGGGCGUGACCGUGCAAGAUGACGGCGAGUUUUGGAUGACCUUCGAGGACGUGUGCCGGUACUUUACCGACAUCAUUAAGUGCCGCCUACUUAACACAUCCUACCUGAGCAUCCAUAAGACGUGGGAGGAGGCCCGGCUGCAUGGCGCCUGGACGAGGCAUGAGGACCCGCAGCAGAACCGCAGCGGAGGCUGCAUCAACCAUAAGGACACUUUCUUCCAGAACCCUCAGUACAUAUUUGAAGUCAAGAAGCCAGAAGAUGAAGUUCUGAUCUGCAUUCAGCAGCGGCCCAAGCGGUCAACUCGCCGAGAGGGCAAAGGCGAGAACCUGGCCAUCGGCUUCGACAUCUAUAAGGUGGAAGAGAACCGCCAGUACCGUAUGCACAGCCUGCAGCACAAGGCCGCCAGCUCCAUCUACAUCAACUCGCGUAGCGUCUUCUUGCGGACGGAGCAGCCCGAGGGACGCUACGUCAUCAUCCCCACCACCUUCGAGCCGGGCCACACUGGCGAGUUCCUGCUCCGAGUCUUCACAGACGUUCCCUCCAACUGCCGGGAGCUGCGCCUGGAUGAGCCCCCUCGUACCUGUUGGAGCUCCCUGUGUGGCUACCCUCAGCAAGUGACCCAGGUCCAUGUCCUAGGGGCUGCUGGCCUCAAGGAUUCCCCGACAGGGGCAAACUCAUACGUGAUCAUUAAGUGUGAGGGUGAGAAGGUCCGCUCGGCCGUGCAGAGAGGGACCUCGACCCCGGAAUACAAUGUGAAAGGCGUCUUCUAUCGCAAGAAGCUGGCUCAGCCCAUCACCGUGCAGAUCUGGAACCACCGAGUUCUGAAGGAUGAAUUCCUGGGCCAGGUGUGCCUGAAGACGGACCCGGAAGACCUGCAGGCCCUCCACACCCUCCACCUCCAGGACCGCAGUCGCCGGCAGCCCAGCGACUUGCCCGGCACCGUGGCUGUGCACGUCCUCAGCAGCGCCUCCCUCACAGCCGUGUGACACCGGCCCGCUUGCCCGGCCACGCUAGUUCUCACCAGUCCUUGCAUGUCCGCACCUGGCCUGGGACCAGCCCGGGAACCAGACACGGGGGGCCCUUUCCCCACUCCUCCACUGACCAACUGCGUGACCUGAGGAGAGCCCUGCCCCUCUCCGAGCCUCAGUGUUUGGAGGACAUCUUCUUGCCUAAGAUUUCAAGUAGUUCUCUCUACCCAGGGGGCUCUGCUGCUAAGGGGCCAUCUGUCGAAAAUGUUUCCCCAGGCCCUGUCUGCCGAGGAGUGCCAAGAUGUCACUUGUUUACACACAAACUGCCAUGUCCCGAGCCCCGCCCCUCCUCGCCCCCCCCCCCCCGUUUUCUAGCUUCCCUUCCAGGUCUUUACUCUAUAGCAGCGUAAGGUAACCUUAAUCUUCUUAUCUUCCUGCCAACUUUCACAGUGGUGAGAUUAUAGGCAUGUACCACUACACCAGUUUAUAUGGUGCUGGGUCUCGAACCUAAGGUUUGGUGUAUGCUAGGCAGGCACUCUAUCAACUGAGCUACAUCUCUGGUCCCAUUACACCUCUUUUUAUAAGCUGUUUUGAAGGAGCCCUUAGUGGGCAUCAGCCGGGACGUAUGCAGGAGGCAUUGGCUCCUUGUCUAAUACCCUGUCCCAUUUAGCUACUCAACAUAGAUUUGCCCAAUUAGCCCAAAGAGCCACCCUAGGCUUCCCUAUCUUCAGGUCUUCUCAGAGGUAGACACCCCCUGACUUCACCCCCAUCUCUUACAGAGCUGUGGCCACACCCCUGAGAAAGUGUUAUCCCCCAGCCUCUGCCUGUGAUGUUGGAAAGAGUGGCUUGGGUCAGGCAGGUGGAUGGAGGACUCUGGGAGACCCUAGGGGGACACACACUGCCUCUGUUGAAGGACCUGGGGGUUUUCUCAGAGGAAAGGGCUCCAGGAGCCAGGGUGGAUGGUGCCAGGCCUUCAGGGUGAUGUCAUCUGUUGGGUGUCACAGGCAGGGACUCGCCUGUCCUGGUGAGACCUGUACCAGCAUCCCCCAGACAGCAAGGAGGCCACCAUGCUCUUGCUGUGUGAACCACCAAUAUCCCUUUCAGUCAUCAACGUUUCAUAGUCUCAGCACCUAG
Molecule: messenger RNA, 3257 nt
Organism: Microtus oregoni (creeping vole)
Lineage: Eukaryota; Metazoa; Chordata; Mammalia; Rodentia; Cricetidae
Product: calpain-5
Exons: 13
Coding region: 219-2141 (640 amino acids)
Biological process (GO): proteolysis
Cellular component (GO): cytoplasm
Molecular function (GO): calcium-dependent cysteine-type endopeptidase activity
Source: RefSeq, a predicted model, not a curated record